Trichoderma virens Gv29-8 is the source of this 1005-nucleotide messenger RNA. RefSeq lists its product as uncharacterized. The transcript has a single exon. The record is from RefSeq and is a predicted model, not a curated record. The coding region runs from base 1 to 1005 and encodes 334 amino acids. NCBI's taxonomy places the organism in Eukaryota, Fungi, Ascomycota, Sordariomycetes, Hypocreales, Hypocreaceae.
AUGGAGCCCAUAUACAUCACAUACCUCAAUGGCAUAGACAUUGCGGCGCUGAAGCUCACUGAUGCGGAGAUACUCGGGGCCAUUGAGAAGGCUCUAGAUGCGCAGGGCCGCAAACAGACCGUCAUCGAGCCACGAGUGCAUCUUGUGCCACGCGAUUCAGCCAAAGGGCACUUCAACAUUCUACGCGGUGUUGUCCACCCACUCAAUGCUGCAGGCGUCAAGGUUGUUGGCGAUUUUGUCGACAACUACAAGCACGGACUCCCAUCCGAGUUUGGCAUCCUCAACUUGUUCGACCCAGACACUGGCAAGCCCAAGGCAAUUAUAGAUGCGACAUCCAUUACGGACAUGCGCACUGGCGCAGUUACGGCCUUGGGGGCAAAGUACCUGGCACCCAGCAAACCGAAGAUCCUUGGCCAUAUUGGCGCGCGUGGCAGCUCUUACUGGAACAUUCGUCUCUUAGCCAGUCUCUUCCAAUUUGACGAAAUCCGCAUCCAUUCCAAGCGCAAAGAGAGCCGUGAGGCGCUGGGCGCUCGGCUAGAGAAAGAGCUCGGAAGGCCGAUUCGCGUGCUGGAUAGUUGGGAGGAGACUAUCGUAGGAGCGGACAUUGUCGUUGAGGCCUCACGACUGGCAGCACCAGAACCUCUACUCAAGACGAAUUGGAUCAAAAAGGGUGCGCUGGUGAUGCCUUACGGCACAAUGAGUGCUCUAGAACUCUCACUGACGGACAUUAUGGACAAAAUGAUCGUCGACGACUGGGGCCAGUGUCGCAAGGGUCUUCCGCUGGGAGCCCUGCGACAACAUGUAGAUAAUGACAAGCUGACAGAAGAGAAUCUUUAUGCUGAGAUGGGUCAGAUAGUGGCAGGGUUAAAGAAGGGAAGAGAGAGUGACGACGAGACGAUAUUGUUUUGGCAUCGUGGGUUGAGUCUCAGCGAUAUUGCGCUCGGCACCGCCAUCUUGGACAAGGCGGCGAAGCUUGACAUUGGACAACGCCUGAGAUAUGCUUAG